AUGCUGCUGCUGGAUUCACUUAACACAACAGAUCCGAAGAGGUUGGCACCUGAAAUAAGAGGAUUCAUUCGUGGUAUUUAUGAAAUCGAAGAGCGGGAAGAAAGUGUGCACUUCAUAAAAAAAAUCCGUCUUGAGUUUCCUAAGGUGCCACAGCAAAAUGGGGAGGAAUGUGGUAUAUAUGUUCUUUACUUCAUCCACUGUUUUCUUCAAAACGGAAAAUUGGCAGAAGUUCUUCGGAAUAAAACACUGGAAGAAGAUUUCAGCCAGCUGGUGUGCCAUACUGUCAUGCAUUUCCAUCUUCUCACUCCCUUGUUCUACUUAACAAAUGCUUCUCUAAUUUGUUGGUCUAUGAAUAGUUUGAUGAUGGCACCUUUGAUCCAGAGGAACUAG
Molecule: messenger RNA, 390 nt
Organism: Triticum turgidum subsp. durum (durum wheat)
Lineage: Eukaryota; Viridiplantae; Streptophyta; Magnoliopsida; Poales; Poaceae
Source: the annotation of a GenBank genome assembly